Molecule: messenger RNA, 3235 nt
Organism: Patiria miniata (bat star)
Lineage: Eukaryota; Metazoa; Echinodermata; Asteroidea; Valvatida; Asterinidae
Gene: lta4h
Product: leukotriene A-4 hydrolase-like
Exons: 16
Coding region: 36-1895 (619 amino acids)
Biological process (GO): peptide catabolic process; leukotriene biosynthetic process; proteolysis
Cellular component (GO): cytosol; nucleus
Molecular function (GO): leukotriene-A4 hydrolase activity; zinc ion binding; aminopeptidase activity
Source: RefSeq, a predicted model, not a curated record
ACCUUUCACCCUGCAUGUGAUUUGUCUUGUACAAAAUGGCAGCUUCUACGAGGGAUGCGUGCUCAUUUUCCGAGCCUCAGCGUAUCAUUACAACCAACUUGAGCCUUUUAUGGGACGUAAAUUUCACCGAAAGAAAGCUGAGUGGCUCCGUCCAGCUAGAUCUACGGAUUCUCAGCGAUGACGUGUCAUAUUUGGUGCUGGACACAAGCAACCUUGAAAUAUUUAGCGUUUGUGACGAGACAUCUGGUGAAAAGUUGGCCUUUCAUCUAGCUGAGCCAAACAAGGCAAUAGGAACUGCACUCCACAUCAAAUUGCCAUCCAGGGCACAGAACAAGGGAGCAGAGCUACGUGUAAGGAUUUCUUACGAGACUUCCCCUAGCGCCUCGGCCCUACAAUGGUUGAAACCAUCACAAACCGCUGGCAAGAAAUAUCCAUAUCUCUUCAGCCAGUGCCAGGCUAUACAUGCACGCAGCAUGGUUCCUUGUCAGGACACACCGGGAGUCAAGGUACCAUACCAGGCCAAGGUGACAGUACCCAUGGAGCUGGUUGCUCUGAUGAGUGCCGUCGGGCAAGGGGAGGAGCCCUGCCCUACCGAUGCCUCCAAGAAGACGUACAUCUUUCAGCAGACUGUACCGAUACCAUCCUAUCUCAUCGCUAUUGUGGUUGGCCUAUUAGAGAGCAGGACAAUUGGUCCUCGCUCCAAAGUCUGGUCUGAGAAGGAAAACAUUGAUCAAGGCGCUUAUGAAUUUGCUGAAACUGAGCAGAUGUUGCUGAUAGCUGAGGAUCUCCUUGGCCCGUACGUCUGGGGGCAGUAUGAUCUCCUGAUCCUGCCCCCGUCCUUCCCCUGUGGAGGGAUGGAGCAUCCUUGCCUUACUUUUGUCACGCCAACACUUUUGGCGGGUGACAGAUCUUUGGCAAAUGUUGUUGCCCAUGAGAUCAGCCAUAGCUGGACAGGCAACCUGGUCACCAACUGCAGCUGGGAACAUUUCUGGCUGAACGAAGGAUUCACUGUCUUUGCAGAGAGGAAGAUCGCCGGCAGGAUGCACGGGGAGAAACAGAGGCACUUUGAGGCAAUAGGCGGAUGGAAAGACCUACAAAAUGCUGUGGAUAGGUACGGCGCCACCCACCCCUUCACCCAUCUCAUACCCAGUCUGAAGGACGUGGACCCUGAUGAUGCAUUCUCCAGUAUACCUUACGAGAAGGGAUCCACGUUGCUGUUUUACCUGGAGACGCUGGUUGGCAAUAAUGAUGAGUUUGAAGCUUUCCUGAAGUCCUACAUCAACAAAUUCAAGUAUAAGAGCAUCACCACUCAGCAGUGGAAGGACUACCUGUAUGAAUACUUCCAUGAUCAGCAAUCGGUAUUCGACGUUGUGGAUUGGGACGCUUGGUUCUUCCAACCCGGAAUGCCGCCUGUAAAACCAGAUUUUGACACAACAUUGAGCAGUUGUUGCUCUGAGCUUUGCCUGCGAUGGUGCCGAUCGGCGACCUGUGACCUGACCUCGUUCACCAGCGAUGACCUCGGGUCACUGACCUCAAAGCAGGUCAUCGAAGUGCUCUCGCAACUUCUACUGGAGCCGCCAUUGAGUUCUGAGCACAUCCAAGCUAUGGAGAAGACCUAUAGGUUGGGUGAGAGUGGGAACGCUGAGGUCAAAUUCCGCUGGUUUCGUCUAUGCAUCCGGGCGGGAUAUGAACCCGUCACACAGAAAGCGCUGGACUUUGCCGUCCAGUGGGGACGACUCAAAUUUACCAGACCAAUUUUCAGGGAUCUGUUCAAAUUUGCCGUUGCCCGUGACCAGGCUAUUGCCACCUUCAAACAGCAUAAAGACGACAUGCACCCAAUAACAGCUGCAAUGAUUGGAAAAGACCUGCAGGAAAGCCAACAGCCAAGUCAGUAGGAGCUGCUGGAAAGUCAACAGCCAAAUCAAGACUUGCUGGAAAGUCAGCAGCCAAAUUAAGACCUGCUGGAAAGCCAAUAGCCAAGCCAUUGAGGCUAAGUUGACAUUCGUAUCCAGGCAUGCAUAUUUUUAAAGUGCCAUAUUAUCAACCAAUGACCAACAUUGUAAUCAGUAUAGACAGAUACAAAGGCAUUUAUACAAAUUUAUAGCCGAAAGUUUAUUAAAAAUGAUAUAAAUACUGCAAUGGUGUUAGAUUUAACUUGGGUGGUUUCUAUAUAGGACCAUCAGUGUAAAACCUUUACACCGGCAUCCCAUAGAGAUGCCAACGCUGUUAAAUGUACUCCGCACUAAAUGCAGUGAAUAGCCAAACAUGGCUGUACAAAUUAUCAAAAUAUUGCUCAGAAUAUAAAUAAAUUGCCAAACCAAAGAAAAGCAAUUGAUAUAUAGUAAGUAAUAUGCAAAAAAAAUGAUUUACUGGAAUCUAACAUUGCAGUAGCUUCUUUAAAGUGCCGAUAAAAGGAUGUAUGAAAUUAUAUCAUAGUUGUCAGUUGGAAAAUGACUGCAAUAUCAGCUUCAGUGAUUGAGGAGUUUUAUGUAAUUGUCUCAAAGAUUUGUAAACACUAUCAAUGGAAUGAACAAACUAAUAAAUUACUCAUUUUUAUCCCAUUAUAAAACAUGUACGUCGGAAGAAACAAUGGGAAGGAUAGAAAGAAAUUGCGUGUCCCAUUUAAGGGUCAAAGGUCACAUUCAAUAAUUGUAUGAUCCAUGCAGAAAAGGAAAUUGACUGCAAAAAAAAGUUUUCUUCCAACAUGUUACUGAAAUAUAGAGCAUAUAGCAAAAGAUCUCAUUUUGUGUCCUCGAAAAUCUGCACAAUAUGAGUUUUUCUUUUAAUGAAAAGACCUGUAAUAAUACUGAUGCUGUUUGAUUACAAAGAACUAUGUGCAUUUACAAAUAUCAUGAUCACACUCAAUGUUUUUAAUUUAACUGUUUUACUGAACACCACAUGUAGUACCAUCAUGAAAGACAUACAUUUCAUUUCAUUUCAUUUCAUUUCAUUUCAUUUCAUUUCAUUUCAUUUCAUUUCAUUUCAUUUCAUUUCAUUUCAUUUCAUUUCAUUUCAUUUCAUUUCAUUUCAUUUCAUUUCAUUUCAUUUCAUUUCAUUUCAUUUCAUUUCAUGAGCAGUAGUAUCAACAAUUAAAAUAUGCAACUAAAUUUUAUCCAAUCAGACUUCAGUUUUAGAAAUUUGACACGUUGAGAUGAUUCGUUACUAUCGUGUUUUUUUUUUCCUGAACAUCAUUUUGUUUUAAAUUUUACUGUCAAGAGUAACUGGUCUGAAUCAA